AUGGCUACUUUCCCGGUUCAUCUACUUCAGUCUGUUGAAGAAUAUGGCUCGGUAGCUAAUUAUAAUGAUUUUAAAGAUGUUUGCGAAAAAUUAUGUCAGAUAUUGAUUGACGAUGUAGAGGAAUCAAUUUGCAGUCAAGUUUACUGGAAUGCAGCUGCUGGAGUGCUUGUAGAAGCAGCAAGACGUGGUCUAUCUGUGACAGCACUUGAGGAAUUACUACCGAAAAACGAGCUGUCACAGGCUAUUGUCAGUGUCUUUAGGGAAAAGGAGCAGUCGAUUCGAAAAUGUAUGUCAGCAAUUGGUUGGGAACCACCGCGAGUUGUUGAUAUCUCCUGGAAGCUUUCUAAAACUUUAGAAACAGACAAAGGUAAGAAAGAAAUGGCUGUGGCCGAGAUUCAUUUGGAUACAAUUCCGACUGGUUCAACAACUCUAGAGAGGAUUUCAUUUUGUUGUAAUUCUGAUGAUUUACAGAACAUUUUGUGGAAACUGAAAGAAGCACAAAAUGCAGUUUCGAAUGUGAAAAAUUAUAAAUGA
Messenger RNA from Brugia malayi, 534 nucleotides. RefSeq lists its product as uncharacterized. The coding region runs from base 1 to 534 and encodes 177 amino acids. The record is from RefSeq and is a predicted model, not a curated record. Lineage: Eukaryota; Metazoa; Nematoda; Chromadorea; Rhabditida; Onchocercidae. Gene Ontology annotation, biological process: sodium ion transport. The transcript has 5 exons.